AUGAUGGUGCACUGUGCCGGCUGCGAGCGGCCCAUCCUCGACCGCUUCCUGCUGAACGUGCUAGACCGCGCGUGGCACAUCAAAUGCGUCCAGUGCUGCGAAUGCAAAACCAACCUCUCGGAGAAGUGCUUCUCCCGCGAGGGGAAACUCUACUGCAAGAAUGACUUCUUCAGGCGCUUCGGGACCAAGUGCGCAGGCUGUGCUCAGGGCAUCUCGCCCAGUGACCUGGUGCGCAAGGCACGCAGCAAAGUCUUUCACCUCAACUGCUUCACGUGCAUGGUGUGCAACAAGCAGCUGUCCACCGGCGAGGAGCUCUAUGUCAUUGACGAGAACAAGUUUGUGUGCAAAGAGGACUACCUGAGCUCCUCCAGCCUCAAGGAAGGCAGCCUCAACUCAGUGUCAUCCUGUACGGACCGAAGUUUGUCCCCGGACCUCCAGGACCCGCUCCAGGACGACCCUAAGGAGACGGACAACUCGACGUCGUCGGACAAGGAGACAGCCAACAACGAGAACGAGGAGCAGAACUCGGGCACGAAGCGGCGCGGGCCACGCACCACCAUCAAGGCCAAGCAGCUGGAGACGCUCAAGGCUGCGUUCGCCGCCACCCCCAAGCCCACGCGCCACAUCCGCGAGCAGCUGGCCCAGGAGACAGGCCUCAACAUGCGGGUCAUCCAGGUGUGGUUCCAGAACCGCCGAUCCAAGGAACGCAGAAUGAAGCAGCUGAGUGCGCUGGGCGCCCGGAGGCACGCCUUCUUCCGGAGUCCGCGGCGCAUGCGUCCGCUGGGGGGCCGCCUGGACGAGUCCGAGAUGUUAGGGUCCACUCCAUACACCUACUACGGAGAUUACCAAGGCGACUACUACGCGCCAGGAGGCAACUACGAGUUUUUCGCGCACGGGCCGCCCUCGCAGGCACAGUCCCCCGCCGACUCGAGCUUCCUGGCCGCCCCAGGGCCCGGCUCGACACCCCUGGGUGCGCUGGAGCCGCCUCUGGCCGGGCCGCACGCAGCAGACAACCCGCGCUUCACCGACAUGAUCUCGCACCCCGAUACGCCGAGCCCCGAGCCCGGGCUCCCCGGCGCGCUGCACCCGCUGCCCGGAGAGGUGUUCAGCGGAGGCCCCAGCCCGCCCUUCCCGCUGGGCGGCGCCGGCGGCUACAGCGGACCCCUGUCACACCCCAACCCCGAGCUCAACGAGGCCGCGGUGUGGUAAGGCCCGCGGGCCGCCAGCCAGGGACAUAGUUCCCCCGAAACCAAAAUCGCCCGACGGCGCGGCCUCACAGUCGCCCCCACUCCUCAUGGCUGGGUGCAGGGGACCCCCCUUCUUGGGACCAAAGCCAGUCAUCCUCCGGAGGGUCGGGAGAUGCCCAGCGCCCCACCAGCUCCCCCCCAGGGGGGAGCCCCAGCCGCCCCGCCGCGCGGCUACCUCCUUGGACCAAGAAAGGGGGGUCGAUUUUUUGCACCCCCUUCUGCAAUCCGAGCGGCAUUUUCUAAUCUUAUUUUUCACUCUGCCUUCCCCGUCUUUGGAAAAAAAAAAAAAAAGAUGAUGAGAAAAAGAGACUGAAGGGAGAGAGGGAAAAAAAAGCGAGCCAGGAGCGCGCUUGAGAUAGGGGCGGUAAGGGGGGCGCCCCGACGGGAAGGCAGAUCCACUUGCGCGCCGGCGCCCUCUGGUGGCCGGUCUUCAGGAUCAAGGUCAGUGCUUCCAGGGAGGGGCGGGGGGAGUCCACGGCCAGACCCUCCCAGCCCCUCCCUGCUCGGAUUUUGCUUUGAGCCCGGGGGUCCAGGCCAGACUUGAACUCUCGCCGAUCCUGUCCUCCGCCCCCACCCGGGCGCGGUGCCAAGAUUUCUGGGCUUCGGCCCACGGAC
Erinaceus europaeus (western European hedgehog) is the source of this 1862-nucleotide messenger RNA. It is a transcript of the gene LHX5, whose product is annotated as LIM homeobox 5. Gene Ontology annotation, cellular component: nucleus. Bases 1 to 1209 code for a protein of 402 amino acids. Gene Ontology annotation, biological process: regulation of transcription by RNA polymerase II; neuron differentiation. NCBI's taxonomy places the organism in Eukaryota, Metazoa, Chordata, Mammalia, Eulipotyphla, Erinaceidae. The record is from RefSeq and is a predicted model, not a curated record. Gene Ontology annotation, molecular function: RNA polymerase II transcription regulatory region sequence-specific DNA binding; DNA-binding transcription factor activity, RNA polymerase II-specific. The transcript is spliced from 5 exons.